AUGGGUAAUGGCACAAUAAAAUCCGUCGAAUGCUACAAUCCAGAUUCGAAUACUUGGACUUUUUGUGCGGAGAUGACAGAAUUUUACCAUUUACCUUGUAUCGCAGCACAUAAUGGUUACAUUUAUGUUGUAAGCUUUAGAGGUGUUGAACGGUACGAUCCUCAGCAAGACACAUGGUCACAGAUUUGCUCUUUGGUAGUUGGUCUUAGUGAUAUAGCUUGCAUUUCGCUAGACAAUAAACUAUGGGCUAUUGGUGGCAAGUCUAAAUCUUUUGACAAGUCAUGUGUAUCAGCCUUUGAUGAAGAAAAUUCCUGUUGGAUAGAAAGGUGCUCAUUACCCGAAAGUAAAGUGCGUAACAGUUUUGUGGUGCCUGAAUCCUUGCUGUCGUCGAUGUAA
Messenger RNA from Bactrocera dorsalis (oriental fruit fly), 396 nucleotides. RefSeq names its product kelch-like protein 5. Gene Ontology annotation, molecular function: protein binding. The transcript has 3 exons. NCBI's taxonomy places the organism in Eukaryota, Metazoa, Arthropoda, Insecta, Diptera, Tephritidae. Bases 1 to 396 code for a protein of 131 amino acids. The record is from RefSeq and is a predicted model, not a curated record.